Molecule: messenger RNA, 1560 nt
Organism: Arabidopsis arenosa
Lineage: Eukaryota; Viridiplantae; Streptophyta; Magnoliopsida; Brassicales; Brassicaceae
Source: the annotation of a GenBank genome assembly
AUAUCGAAAACACACAAGCUUCUAAUCAGAACAACUAUGGAGACUGUCUCUGUUUUGCUCUUCUUCUUCCUCUCCCUUCUUGUGGCAGAAGCCAGGACUACCUACGGGAGAGGUUGCGAAGAUUUCACCUGCGGAGAAUUCGACUUCAAGUUCCCUUUCUUUAGCACAACUAUGCCGUCUCGAUGCGGUCUUUUCAAGCUGAACUGCAGUGCAAAUGUCUCAGAGAUACAGCUUGUAGAAGAUGGGCGAUGGUAUAAAGUCAAGAGUGUCUCUCAAGCCAACACGAUAACCAUCACCGACCCGAGGCUUAACCAAAGCUUGACAACCGGAAGCUGCAGUGACUUGUCAAGCUUCUCUAUUCCAGAUUCGCCAUGGCUCAACUUGACCACUUUGUACAAAUGCAACAACAGUAGUAGGAAGAAUGGUUUCAGCUAUGCGAAUUGCAGAGGACAAGGAAGCAGCUUGUACUACAAUUUGACAGCUGGUCAUGAUGAUUCAGGGUGUUCACCUAUCAAGACUCCAGAGAGCUGGGUGCCUCCAAGAAAUGGGAACGAACAAGUUCCACUGCGAUGGGGAACCAAAGAACAAAAUGACUACCAUCAGGAGAUGAGGCUAGGAUUAGCUAUCGGAGGUCCGGUCAUCUUGAUAAUCAUCUUGGUGGCACUCUUUGCUAUCAUCCAUAGGAAUUACAGAAGGAAAGAUGGAUCAGAGCUCUCUAGAGACAACUCAAAAUCUGACGUUGAGUUUAGUCAUGUCUUCUUUAAGAUACCAAUCUUCUCCUAUAAAGAACUUCAAGCAGCAACAGACAACUUUAGUAAAGACAGAUUACUUGGAGAUGGAGGCUUUGGCACUGUGUAUUAUGGAAAAGUGCGUGAUGGACGAGAAGUUGCAGGUACUCCGGGAUAUGUGGAUCCUGAGUAUCAUCGGUGUUAUCAUCUAACUGAUAAAAGUGACGUGUAUAGCUUUGGAGUGGUGCUUGUCGAGCUGAUAUCGUCGAAGCCUGCUGUUGAUAUAAGCAGGUGCAAGAGUGAGAUCAAUCUAUCAAGCUUAGCUAUAAACAAGAUACAGAACCACGCGACCCACGAGCUAAUUGAUCAGAAUCUUGGAUAUGCAACAAAUGAAGGAGUUAGAAAAAUGACUACAAUGGUGGCAGAGUUGGCUUUUCAGUGCUUGCAGCAAGACAGUACAAUGAGACCCACAAUGGAACAAGUUGUGCAAGAGCUAAAAGGAAUCCAGAAUGAGGAGCAAAAAUGUCAUACCAACGAUCACAGGGAGGAGACAAUAACUCUGCACCCUUCGCCACCAGAUUGGGGUGAGGCUGCACUAUUAAAAAAUAUGAAAUUUCCACGUUCACCAAUCUCUGUGACUGACCAAUGGACAAGUAAAUCAACCACACCGAAUACGAGCGCCUACGAAUUCUAGGAUCCACCAGGUAUUUUUCUUUCUCAUUUGUUUCAAUGGAACGAUGUAAGCUGAGGCAGAGAGUUGUGAAGCAGUAGGUAUCGAGAGAAUGUACAUAGUGACAUAACUUGCACUAGUACCAAUCACCAAUUUCUAUGU